AUGGAAAACAAGGGCUACGAGUCGAUAAAAACUGACGAUAAAGACUUGGAAAACAAUGGCCGGCAUCCUGCUAAUUCAGCAAAUUUUGUUUCACUUUUGACCUGCUGGUGGAUGAAUGGCAUAUUCAGAACAGGAAACAAACGCCCAUUAGAACAGUCUGAUUUCCUGCCACUAAACGAAGAAGACAAAACAAAAGUUCAAACAGAAAAACUUCAAGAGCAAUGGGAUGAGCAUGUACGCGAAUGUAGUAUCACCCCUGGCAAACAGCCAAAGCUUUGGAAAUGUGUUCUAAGGAUUUUAUCCUUUAAAGAGGUUUUAUUUUUGCUAAGUUUCUGGUUUAUAGAGUCAGUCUUCCGUGUAACGCUUCCUCUGGCUCUUGGUCUCCUCCUUGCAUUGUUGCAAUCUACAGAAAGGAAUCAGCCUCUGGUGGCUGGUUGCUGUUUAUUUAUUGGAAUCGCUGGAGUAUUAUCCGCUACCACCCAUUACUCUGGUUUUAGAUGUGAUCUUCUGGGCAUGCGCUUGAGUACUGCUCUCAAAGGGAUUGUCUAUCGCAAGGUAAAGGACCUCUGAUGGAUUUUUUUGUUGUUGUAUUGUUAUUGUUGUUUACCUUUUUGCUGUUACAAUCACCAGAAUCUUAAGUUUGUUCGCGAUAGAGCGGUUUUCGUUUGAGCCACUAAAACUGAUUACGGGAGGAAAACUGAAACAGAUAGCGAACGAGAAUAUAAGAACUUGAUUAGUUGAGUGAACAGACGUAGGCUAUGUUUACACUAUAUCGCACUGUGCCAACACGAUUUCGGUUUUCAAAGACGUUCGCAAGCCUUUUGUGACGUUAAGUCGAACCGUGCCGAAUGAUGCUUAGUACACCAAAAAGGACUGAGGCAGAGAAACCUAAACAUUCCUCAGUAAAGCCAACCGACGCAAAGGAGACAAAAAAACAAAGAAAGAACAAAAAAAUAAACAAAAAUUAGAAAAAAUUAAUUACAAAUGAUCUGUUUACCAUGAAAUUCCCCUUUCAUUUGAGCGAGGUUAUGUUAAAAACAAUAUCGGAAGAAAAACUAUUACUUUGGUAUGUGUGGCUGCUAGCCAGCCCAGGACCGCGCGGUAGUUUAAUUUUCGUGCCCUUUUGGGGUCAGGUGACCAAGCCGUUAUUUUUUAAGUUGCAUGAUCGUUAGCUCGGCGGUCAGAGAUUACUUCGCUCGCUACUUUAGCGAUGGAUUUUGGUUUUUCUGGACACAUUUAUAAUAGGCUCACAAGUUUUACGUCAACCUUAUCUACUGGUCAGUAAAACAACAGUGUUAGAAUUGACCGCGUUUGAGUUGUUGUCUCAAUGUCGUCACAGUAUGCUAUUACACACUCAUUACGUUUUAAGUUUCACUCAGUCUCACAGGCUGCAUUUAUUUUUAAAAGCUUAAAUGUUUUGAACCGUUCUUAUGGCAAAGAAAAUGUGCUUGAUAUUAAGAACUGACAGCCGGGUUUGGCGACAAGAUGACUUUUAAUUUUUUUGCAGAUUCAUUUACUAACCCAGCAAAGCCUCCUGACAGCAACAACGGGCAACCUUAUUGACCUCAUAUCAAACGACGUCCAAAGAAUCGAGCUGACCAGCAGAUGGAUUUUUGCCUCUUUCUUCUUUGCUUUAGAAUUUACAGUUGUCAUUGUUUUGUUGCUGCACCUCAUUGGCUGGCCAGCAUUGAUGGGAGUUCUGUUUCUAGUGGCGAUGAUUCUUUGUGUCUUGAUAAUCUCAUAUAUAUGUGCUGGACUGCGCGUGGAAACUGCGGAGGUAUCGGACAGGCGCCUUUUGUUAAUGAAUGAGCUCGUGACUGGUAUACGUGCUCUAAAAACGCAUGCGUGGGAAGAAUACUAUCAAGAAAAAGUGAAGGCUACGAGAAGGUGAGAAUUCUCUAUUUUCCAAUUGCCCAUAAUACACUCUGUUUACCCCCCAAAUUCUGCAUAAACCAUUGUUUUUAAAUGCUCCUGGGAGUAUUGCAUUUUCCCAGGAGCAUUUUAAGACAAUAAGUUAUGCAAAAUUUGGGGGGCAAACAGAGUGUAUUAUGGGCAAUUGGAAAAUAGUCAAUAGUUACGCUAUGUUAAUUUACAUUCAGUACCGGAUACCGGAUUGCUUUUCGUGCCGACACAAAAAGCAAUCCAGUAUAUAGUAUGAACAGCAACGGCAUGGAACUGGAACAAGUCGUUCACACACGUUGAACAUCGUGCCGGAGCGGUUUGCCAGGAGAGUUUGGUGGACUAAAUCCCAGAUUUAACUCCUGCAGAGCAUUUAUUUCUGUUUCAGUGGGUUCUACUCUUCUGUCCUACUUAUUUACUACCGCGACGGUCCAAAUAUGUCAAAUAUUAGGUGGUCGUACUGCACCAAAGUAUGGCACAAAACCUUUGCGUUAUUAUGUGACACGCCGUUUUAGAGAUCGGCGCAGCGCAGCUUCUAUCCGUCACAGAAAUCGGGCCGAAAUCAUCACCGCUCUUGUGUGUGAACAGAAGCCCUAUCCAGUGUGAUUUUCCAGUAUAGUAUAUCCAGUAUAGUAUGAACAUAGUCUUAAUCCAACCGUAUAGUUCGUUUCAAGGGUCUUCUCUUACUCGCCAUCCCUCUCUUGCUCCGGCGGACCAGUAGGAGGGGACGCUGGGAACGAGGUUAACCACACAGAAUAGCAACAAGCAAACUUUUCAGAUUGAAUUAUCUACAUGGAUGCUUUUUUAUGUUAAAUACAGUCAGAAAAGCCAAUGACUAUUCCAAUGUACAUAUCUAUUCAGACGUUGGAUUCUGCGAAUUAUCACUGCUUAGCUUAACUCUUUUAAUCGUUAUUUGUCAACGUUAAAGCACCUCCCUUUACUUAGAAAAUCACUUGGCGCCUUUUGAAUCACGUUCUUGACAUCUAGUUCAGCUACCUUGUCCUUUAAGCAUUAGCAAAAACUCACAAGGGGUUGAAACGUCUAACCCGCGUUCACUAAAUUGCUCGUGAAUAUUCACUUUUACCAUAUUUGGAAACCUUAGUGAGGGAUAUCCAUUUUGAACAAAAUGGCUGCCUCGCGAUCACUAUGCGGCUGUUUUAAGACCAGAGUUCUGCAUUUCAAGAUUAAAAAUACACCGUUAAAAGACAAAAACUGGAAAGAGGAAGUUCAAAAGCCGUGAGAAUGCUCAGUUUUUUUUUUGUGGAGGAGGGGAAGCUUUUCAUCAAGAAAUCGUCCUUCGAGGAAUUCAACCUUGUUUUUUUCACGGCGGAGCGCAUGGUCUGUUUUGAAAUGCAACCAUUUUGCUAAAUUUUCAGGUACGUUUUGGACUCUAUGGACAAGAAAAUUACGUUUUUGGUGGGGAUUUCAGUGUGAAUUUUCAAAUGUCUCACAGACGUUUUAUAGAUUUUUCUCGUCUGCACUAAAGAAAAAUCCCAAAAUGCGCCUCUAUUUGAAAUGGAUUUUGUUUUGAAUUUUGCCAUGUGCUCAGCCGAUUUUACUUACGUGAACGGAUCCACGAUCCGGAUAGUGUUAUGCGAAUUGCUUUAAAGGAUUUGAAUAAAAAUGUUCAAGAAACGGCUUCAAUGUCUAAGAUUUUGAGCUUUUUCAUUCAUAAAAUUAGCUCAAACGCGAUCGUUACACUACAGCAUCCAAGCUGAAUUCAAGCUUAAUGCUUCUCACAUGUCAGGUUCAGUUUUUGGACUCUUUUUGAUACACAGCUAAUGAAUUUUAUUCGAAAAUAUGUUUUAGUGUUUAUUCUAGACUUUUAAUAUAAGAAUUUUAAAAGCCUAUUUGCAGUCAAUAAGUUUACUGCGAAGAGGGUCACCGAGGUAUCGUUUUUUGAAGUGACAACUUCAAGAAGUGGCGCGGUGGUCAGUGGAUUUCAUAAUAUUGCGUUUGGCCAGGGUGGUAAGCCAAUUUCCUGUUCAGUAUUUCGGUAAGAUUCCUGGUUUCAACCUUUGAAAGCUUACUCGGGGUUCGGGAGUUUUUUUCCCCGGCCCUUUGGUCGGCCAUUUUUUUUUAAGCGGGCGCGGGAACGUGAGGUAGAAUUACGUCACGCCCAUUCAACAAGUUUGAUUGGUCAGUUCUAUUUUCUUCUCGUUCCAAAUAUGGUACUUUCGUAAAGGAAUAAUCACUAGCAUCGGACAAAGCAAACAUAUGAGAGUUACACGUUUCAACUCAUUAUGAGUUUCUGGCAUUAGUCAAUAGCAGCAGUGCCUGUUCUCCAGGCAAUUAAUUGUGAGGUAUUUUAAUCCACUGGUAGGGUAUUUGAAUCUAGACAAAUUUUAUCACUAGGUUGUGCUUGCUUAAGGUAUGCUCUUCAAAAGCUAAUAUUGUGCUGUUCGUAUAAAAAAAACUUUGCCCGCAGUAGCUUUAUUCCAAAAGAUAGCAAAGAUUUUCUUAACAUUCUUCCUGUCUUGAGUAGGCCUUUAUACACUCAAUAAUUAAUCCCAGUCAAUAAAAAAUUCAUCUACAACUAGGAAACCAACUAAACUUUCUUUCUUUUACCUACUAGAGCUGAAAUAUGGAUUAUUAUGAAAAAGAGCGCUCUGUUAUGUAUCAUAGAUGGUGUUUCGUUUACGGCGGGCAGUGCAGGAACGUUCCUUUCAGUUUUGGCCAUCAUUUUAACAGGCCACUUCAUUUCGACGCCCACAGCUUUUAUGCUGCUUUCCUUUAUGUUUGCUCUAGAAAAGAUGGCGUUAAUUAGACUAUCAACUUCUCUUCCUUUAUUACUUGAGUUGCCUUCUGCCCUCCAGAGGAUCGAGCACUUUCUUUUAAUGAAAGAAAUUCCCUUCAAACAACUCGAAUACUGCCAGAGUUCGUUUAGGCGAGAGAGUCGUUUUGCAUUGGCGUCGCCGAUUGUGUCUUCCCUAGACGAUCAUCGGACUGUUAAAAUUGUUAGCUCUGAAAACAAGGAUGAGAAAAUAGAUUUCACUUUAUCAGUUUCUGGUCUAACGUGCAAAGUGAAUAGCCUUGGUGAAAAGUUUCUCCUUCAAGAUGUAAGUUUUGCUGCGACCAAAAACAGCCUCACCGUGAUCACUGGUCAAGUAGGCAGUGGAAAGUCAACUCUUUUGGCCACAAUCGCGGGAGAGGUAAUAAUAACAAGUGGUAGCGUAGUCUGUCCCGGAACUUUAGCUUAUGUGCCACAAUCGGCGUGGGUUUUCUCUGGGACCGUCAGAGAAAACGUCCUAUUUGGUGAGCCGUACAAUGAAGAGUGGUAUACUAAAGUUUUAGAGGCAUGUGCGCUAAUCGAAGACAUCGACAGAUUUCCUAGUUGUGACAGUACCUUUGUUGGAGAACAUGGUAUCGUGUUGAGUGGAGGCCAGCUUGCCCGUGUCAAUCUUGCACGCGCCGUGUACGCAGAUGCAGAUGUUUAUCUACUGGAUGAUCCUUUAAGCGCCGUGGAUGUUAGAGUAGGUGAACACAUAUUUGAACAGUGUAUCUGCAAGCUUCUACAAGACAAAAUUAAAGUAUUGGUGACACACGAACAGAAGUACAUGGUGGCAGCUGAUCACGUUUUGGUCCUUGACAACGGGUCAGUAUUAAAGAAUGGCAGUUUUAGUGAACUUUCAGAUGCGGAGAAAAUUUUAUUUACUAUCAAAGAUGCAUCAGUCGCCGCAAAAGAAGCAAGAGAUGAAAGUGGCACGUCUCGAAUGCGUUUCAUAGGCGUCCGUGAUGGAUCAGACGAAACUUUGGAGAUCUCAGAAGAAGAAAGAGCCACCGGAAGAGUCUCUCCUGCUUUGUACUGGAAUUACAUUCGAACUGGAUUACCUUCAUUGGGCGUAAUUCUUGUGAUUUUACUUUGUGUGGUGAUCCAAGGUGAGUAAGCGUUUUUGUGGCGUGCGUGCAUGUAUGAUUAUUGCAUAAAUUAUGAAAUAAUCACGCACACUUGCGACCAUAUAAUAGUGGGGUGAGGCGUUAUAAAUACUUCAUAUAAUAUUAGUUAUCACGUAAUGGGUGUAAUGCUCGCUUAAGUUUGGGUGUUGGGACACGUUCCAUGAAGUGAUUUUUUGGGUGUUAAGGUAGAAUGUGUAAUCAGUCAAUUUUUGAUCCUCUCUUUCUAAAGGAGCGAGAAUUACCAUAUUUAAUUCUUGUGCAUGGGUGGGGUAAGUUUACGACCGAGUGUAUUUGAGAACGAAAUGGUGGCGAAAAAUUCGUUGCAAUAAAGUUUUCUAAAAACCCCAAUGAUGCAGGACUAAGAGCUGUUUCUUUUUACGGUGGGUCUAUGAUUCAUAGUUUACUAUGUUUUACGAUUUUUUAAAGAUGUGUACAUACGAUGAAAUCGAAGAACGCUCUUAAAAGCUGUAACUCCCGCUUGCUUGGAGAUUAGAUAAGAAAUGAGGAGGGGGUAGCCUGAAUUUCAUCCGAUUACUUCGAGUCGUUAUUAUUUCCUCAGUAACGUCUGAAUCGACCGGCCGUUAAUGCCGUCCAGUGGCGUGACUACUCCUUUGCUUUAAUUCAAGCAAAGAGUAAAACCCGAUUUUCAAGUGGCAGACCGAGAAAUAUCGUUUGGAAAUGUCUGCAUGAUGCAGAAUUGCUUUACUUUUUUCGAUCUUAAUUCAUAUUUAACUGUCAAACUAUCAACUGCAUGCAGUACAGCUCUGAACCGGUUGUAAUUCCAUAAUCAAAGUCGGCCCAAUCGCGUAAUGAAAUAAAUACACACACGGAGCACUUAAUUAAAAAACACAACGGAUUGCUUUAGUUGAUAAGAAGCAGUCAUAUCUGGUCCUCAACGAAGAAACAAACAAGGAAACAAGAAAGAAAAGCAAAGAAAAUCAUUACGUAUACACUUGACGGUGAAAAUAGCAAGAAGGUCGAAUUAUAACAUUGAUCUCAGAAAACUUCGCAUAAACAAAAUCACUGCCGAAACCACUAAGCGGCUCUAAAUGGAAAACCUAUCGACUCUCUGCAGUGAUUCUUCAUUCAGUUCAAUUUAGCAUUUCGGUUUCGAAGACAAGGGCAAUUUUACUGUUUACUAUAAAGAUUAUCGAAAUGUUUGAACUCCACGCAAGCAUGCCAGUGAUGCGAUCCGCUGCAUAUCAAGUGACAAUCCCUCUAAAAUGUCUCAUAAUUAUACAUAAUUAUGUGAAUGUGUAGACAAUCAACCAAUCAAAAUCACUACACGGUUUUCGGGUAGUAGUGACGUCACUGGACGGCAUUAACGGCCGGUCGAUUCAGACGUUACUGAGGGGGUAAGAACGACUCGAAGUAAUCGGAUGAAAUUCAGGCUAAGGAGGGAAUUAAUUCUACACAAAACAGGAUUUCCUCGCUAAAAGGUUUUCAUUUCCUACUCAUAUCGACGGUCGAGUAUUCUUCAGGAUAUUUACUAUUUACAGCGUAUUUGACGAUAUGUUUCUGAAUUGACUGAGUAGGUAUGUAUGAAUACAUGAAAAUCGAGGGCCUCGAUUCGAGAGAAAUUACAUCACUGCCAGACAGCAAAAACGUGAUAAACAUGACGUUUCUUUUCAGUCAUCGCCAAGACUCAUUUGCAUGCAAUGAAAGUUUGUACAACACGGUGCCCGACCUGUUAGCCUCACCAUCGAAGUUUUGCUCGUUAAAGUAUUCAUUCACUUUUUCCAAAGUAAUUAAUGCUUUCAAGCGAUAGAAUUCGUGAACCGACCCGUUUCGGAAAGCUCUACAUUUUUCGCAUUAAGCUUUCCUAAGUUUUCUUCUCAAAACAUCAGCAUGGCGCUGGUCACGCCGCGAUUCUUAUCACCCGUUUCCACUGUCUCUGUUUGCAACGCCUAUAACCAUGACUGUCCUUUUGGCGUGCACGCAGGAAAAAAAAAGAGAAAAAAGAAAAGAAACGCCUGCAAAUUUAGAGUCUCGCUGCUAAAGCAAGAAGUUAAGAUUUUGGCUACAAGUGGUGCCACUUACUAGAAAGGCUCUUACCCUGUUUUCUCGGGGGAGCCCCACGCCUCUAAUUCAAAUUUCCGAAUCAUUAUUAAACUUUCUAUUUGAGAAUGACAGCCUUGCAAAGUCGUUCUUUCCUUUCUUAGUUAAUUUCUUUUUUUUAUUGAGACCUUGAGAGUUGUUUGGGCGGGGGCAAAGGUAGACUGCUUUACUUUAUCCCUCACUUUGUGUGGUCCUGAGGAAGGGGACGAUAACUCGCUGUCUAGGGAAAAAGUAGAGUCAUGGGUAUGUUUGCCACUGCAAAUUUAAAGUGAACUGGCCGCUGUUGAAGGUAUCGAUUUGAGCAUUUAAGUCUGGGAUAGGGUAUGUAAAACAGUGAGUCACGUUUUUUUAUUUCUUCUUAAGUUCUUUCGUUUCCAUUGCAGGUGUUAUGUUAUUGCCAGAAAUCUGGUUAUAUUUUUUGACGCGGAUGUCCUGGAAAAAUCAACAAGACAAAACAACACUACAGAUUUACGCCGGUCUCGUGGCCGCUUCCUUCUUUUCUGGUAUGAUACGCGCUGCUCUUGUGUACAAUACAUUACUCAGGUCAGCCAGAAAACUGCACGAUAAAAUGGUCUCAUGUCUCCUUCGGGCUCCAGUUCUAUUUUUUGAUACAAAUCCUGCUGGACGCAUACUCAAUAGGUGCUCCAAAGACAUCGGCUAUAUUGACGAACUUCUACCCAAAACGUUUUUACAUGUCACCGGCAUUUCGUUGGUCCUCCUUGCGGCAAUAUUGCUGCCUUCGUUCUUGAACUUCUGGCUCUGUCUGGUUACCAUUCCAUUUUUGGCCGCUUGCCUCUAUCUCACACGGUAUUACUUGAAUACAUCACGAGAGCUCAAGAGACUGGAGUCAAUCUGCCGCAGUCCUGUUUUCUCGCACUUCUCGGAGACCGUGGCUGGUUUAAGCACGAUUCGAACCCGAAAAAAGGAAAGAGAUUUUAUAGAGCAGUUUUACCGGUAAGUAUUUUUCCGCUGCUCUUACAUUUCUUGUAACUCGGACGCGUGACGUAACGACAGCGAGCAGGAGCCCAUGCAGCGACCUUGUGGAAAUGCAAAAUUCGACAAAAUUUACUGAAAUAUUUAACACUAUUGAACACUAUAUCAUAAUUUUUGAGUAAUCAGUUGUUUUUUUGUGCGGUUUAAAGCUGCUGUUCUCUGCUUACCGCUGUCACUGAAAAUCAUACACUAAAAGGAAAAACGACGGAGAGGAAAGAAGACGGCAAACCUUGUGUGGCAAGCGUGACAAUAUUUUUGUUCAAAAGAACUUCACCUUUCUUUUAACAGAUCUUUUUGUAAAAGACCAGGAAUCAUCAAUGUUCACGGAAGAUCACGACAAAACACUCGAGCAAUAGCCCUGUCACGUUUGUCACAAACAACCGCUUUGCCAUCCUGUUGCGUAAACUCACUAAAGGUCUAUUUACGGGAAGGCUCGGCCCGAAAGGGGCAUCUUUUUUGAUAUAGGCUUCACGUAUAGACAACAGUAGGGAUUUCACUAGCUGAAGUAUAUGAAAGGUAGGAAAAUCUAAGAUUUCGGUCUGUAAAUGGACCUAAAGAGCUAACAGAUCUCUUUAGCAAAUGCAUCUUAUGGAAACUAAAAAGACAAGUCUAGAAAAUUUCAUUCAUAUUAAGAAGACAGUACACUUAACAGAAGUUUUGAAAAGAGAUAAAGUAUUUUAAACUAGGUAUGUGAAAAGCGUACAAAGUGGUAGAAGCUAAAGGGUAUGGGAUCGGACAUUAGGGCGAAUCCUUCCCGUACAAAACGUUGUUGAAUAGUCCCCGAAACUCCGGGACUGAGGGCUUUUAAUUACCAAAAUUUUGCGAAAUUCCUGUCACAUUCACGCGUCCCUGACAGAAAUUGGGCACAAUUUAGUUGUCAAUUUCGACGCCCGCCUAGCUGUGCUUGCCUCCAGCAAGGUGAGAGAGGCAAGCGAACAACAUAGGGGUCAAACCCCAUCCAAAUCACAAGAGACUGGGAGGUGUACGGUGAAUGAACAUUAUUUCUUUAAUCAGUACAGUGCGUUUCGAUUUUUGAUUUUGCGAAAUCACUAAAAAUCAACUGCCAAACCAUGAGAGAUGAUCUGUUGCGUUAAUAGCGGGGCUCCCGCGCGCGCGAAGCGCGCGUGGGACAGAGCCCCAUACUCAUGGAAUAUGGUCAACCUCUUUUCGUUUGGUUGUCACGUGAUUGACCGAGCGUACGUACGUACGUACGUACGUACGCGUCUACAGAUUGUAUGGGUGGGGUAGGGGAGACUAUCAAAAGGAAGGGAGGGGUGUCUCAGGCGUGUCUUGGCAAGCCCACAUCUUUAAUAUAGGAAAUUAACAAUAUGGUCAAUUGACAGCUGUCCAAACAGGAUAGCCACUGACCAGUAUCCCAUGACCAUAUCGCGGGCUCAUGUGUCAACUCAUCGAGGUGACGUGAUUUAUUUGGAAGCUGUCCGCUGACCAGUUAACUGUUUUACUAGAUCGCGAACAACGUUCAAUCUCAUACUUUUACUAGUUUGGGAGCACAGGAAAACUGAUAAUGCACACAUAUUGGACAUCAAUGUUUUGAUCAAUUGACAGCUGUCAAAACAGAGUACCCGCUGACCAGUAUCACUUGACCGUAUCGCGGGCUCGGGGUCGACCCGUCGAGGUCAAGUAUUUUUGAAGUUAUCCGCUGACAAGUAAACUAGUUUUCAAGUGAUCGCAGGCUCAAGUUCAAUUUUUUUUUCUUAAUUCAUAUGAAAUAUGUUGUGUUUAUGUGCUGCACAAUUAAAAUUUUGAUUGCAAACUGACCUCGGACGUGAAAAUUCAGCCAGCUGUUACAGGCAGGGAAGACAGUUGCUUUUGUUUUUUCUCACAAUGGUCACGCGUUGGUCACGCUCUACGUCCAAUUUUUAUGCUCUGAUUGGUCAAAAUUUGACAUGUGAGUUCAUGCGCAAAAUUUAUGCAGCAUCUUGAAUCUUGUUUACUUUAACAGCUGAAGCUGACAGAGUUUUGUGUCAACUUGUGAUGUUUUUAACUGUCUUUUUCCACUGGAUGUACAAAAUGAAAUUCAGCUGCUAUCAGGAGUCUUCUGUUACUCAUGGCUAGUUUGUUUAUUGGGUUUUGGUUGAGAAAACGUCGCUUGUCAAAGUCGGAAAUCCGAUUUCGGAUGGCAUCGUUUUCGUUUUCACCUUGCUUGAUGCGUAAGAGGAUUGCAAAGUCUGAAGCGAUACUGGCUUUAUCUGAUAACUUUCAGGAGCUGCAUCUCGAAUGGUAAGCCAGAGAAAUUAUUGUAUUUCAUGUUUGUUUUUGUAUCUAAUUUAAUGAAGUGGAGCGUAGUUUAUGCGGGAAUUUAGUUUAUGCGCGUUUGUAAGUUUUGAGACAACGAUCUCACCGAGUAUCUGGUUUGAUAUAAUCUUACAGAACUUUAAAAAGCCUUUAGACAGUUUCUCACCGCAAAUAGAAAGAAAAUGUUCCAAAGAAUCUUUAGUUAUAAUUCUAGCCGGAAAAAAAGCUUUGAGCGAUUUUCUUGCCUCGAGUUCGUCUUUGAAAAAACAAACACCGGGAAGCUGGCUUAAAACAUAAACUUCAGCAAACUUAAGCUUGAAGCUUGAAGACUCAGGAUAUUUAGGGACACUUUAAUACUUGUCUUCCUGAAUGAAAAUUGUUGUCUCUGUUUAUGUUUCACCGAAUUAUAUUUCUUUUAUUGAUUGUUGGUAGUCUCUCUUGCAAUUUUAAUCGCUAUGCCGAUUGUUUUCAGUCGUUCAGUGAACAUCGCUUGCAGGAGUUCUCAAAAUGCCGCGCGUUAAACCAUCAAAUAAAAAAUAAACAUGAUAAAUUCUUUAUUAUCUUGGAGCGUAACUCUGUUAAUGUUCAUUCAAACACUCGCUACAGCUCGCACUACAAAAGUGAGAACCGGAUGGCCGUAUAGGUGAUUUUGGAAAAUUUUUUUAACAGUUUAUGAAUAUUGAAUGAGAGCAAUUUGUAUUGUAAAAUACUGCUUUCUGUCCAUGGUAUAAAAGGUUGGUUUACAUGCACCCAGAUUUGUUGGCAAGAUUUUGCAACGUAAACUUGUCGAACGCCAAAACGUUGGCCUGAUUUUUUUUCGAAGCCUAAUUGAUCUACGGUGAUCAAUAGCCAUUACGGCUCUUAAAUGUGAUAAAAGAUGAUUACCAGUUUUUGAGUGUACGUAUGAGGCUAUCAACUCGAUGUAAGAUUUGGUUCACUCUUGGGCUGUUUGCAAAUUAUUUUUCUCUAAAAUCAGGUAGCCUUUCCCUCAAAAGUCACAUAAAUGUGCUCUAAGUUAACUGAAUUGUGGAAUUCGAAUACAAGUUUAUUGUUUAAUUUAAAUUAUAAAUUUAUUAAUGGGAGCCUCGCUUUUAGCCCUGGCUAAAUCUAUAUAUUAUACAUAUAUCACUAUAAUUAAUAAAUUUUUGUAUUUGCCGGCACUGAAAAAACUUUUUAUCUCUAGACAUCAAGACCUGCAUAACCAAUCGUUUUACAUGGUAUCAGCAUGUUCUAACUGGAUUGGAGUAAGAGCCGAUUGCCUGUUUAGCGUAUUAACAACUGCAGCAGCUUUUGGGUUCUCUUAUCUCUUCCAGUUUCAAGGUAAGGGCUAUAUCGCGCAACUCAGGGAAGAUAAAUUGUUACUCCAGUUUUACGACAGACUCUCGGCGCUGAGACAAGUGCGAUGAUAAAGACCUUAUCUGAAUAGCAAUGACGGAAAGCUACACUUUGAUGCAGCUGCUUUCUCUCAUACUGUUUUUAUACUACUACAUGAAAAAUUUCUGCAAUUUGAUUGGCUCAGAGCAGUGGUAUUUCAGCUUAAUUUGAAAUAUCUUCAUGUGAAAAUUACAAACCUUUUACGGGUAGUAGUAUAAACAAAUAAUAGGAUGAUUUGUACGUGAUAUUUGGCAUAAAUACCGCUCGUGAUAUUUCAAAAUUGUCUCAAAUCUCACUCGCCUAACGGCUCGUGAAAUUACGUAUAACAAUUUCGAAAUAUCACUCGUAGUAUUUAUCGCAAAUAUCACUACAAAUCAUGCUAUUACCAAUACUAAUUGCGACUUUAAUUGCAACUCGCAGAAACUGUCAAUCCUGCCUGAUAUAUUAACUAUCCUAAAAGAAAAUGUAUAUAUUACAUUGUAAACUGAUCAUUAGCCGAGUUAGAAAUUUAGUUAAAAUCUUUUAAAGCGUUACAUUCGUUAAGGUCAGAGACUGAUCCGUCAGAAUGUCCUAAUGCGUUCUGGGGCGGCUACCUCAUACGUAUGCAAUAUAAUUCGCCUUCAAUGAUGUUUUUUUUUUUCCCAAUUCACUUGCAGCAUUUACUGGUCUUGUCCUGGCGUACGCCAUCAACACUGCAAAGGGGUGCCAAUUUGCUGUGCGACAAUUUGCAGACGUUGAGGACGCCAUGACGUCUGUCGAGCGACUCAUGGCUUACGCCAAUCUCAAGCCCGAGCCAGGGUACAACAUCAAAACACUUCCGCCCGUCAACUGGCCUAACGCUGGCAGCCUUAGUUUUAGAGAUGUUUCUUUGAGGUAUUACCCAGGUGGUCCACAAGUUUUGAAACAUUUAACUUUUGACAUUCGAGAGAAACUGAAGUUAGGAAUUGUUGGUCGCACCGGAGAUGGAAAAUCGUCAAUUGUGGCAGCUCUUUUACGCAUGCCUGAGGCUGACGGAGAGAUUUUAAUCGAAGGCGUCUCUAUAAAAAGCAUACAACUGCAGGAGUCGCGAAAAUGUGUUUCAGUGCUCAGCCAAUCACCUGUUCUCUUAAGUGGAACGAUAAGAAAAAAUCUUGAUCCUCUGGAGAAGCACAGAGAUGACGAACUAUGGAACGCCCUUGAAGUGGUAACAAUAAAAAAUUUGGUUAAAAACCUGGAAGGGCAACUUGACUACGAGCUUUUAGAGAGAGGCGAGAACUUUAGUGUAGGUGAACGACAGUUAAUCUGCUUAGCUCGCACGCUACUGCAGCAGAGUAAAAUCGUCAUCUUAGAUGAGCCAACAGCGUCCGUCGAUCCUAAGACAGAGCAAAUAAUCUGGACCACCGUGCACGAGAAACUGAAGAAUUCCACUGUGAUCACUAUAGCUCACCGACUGAACACUGUCCAAGAUUGUGACAUAAUUCUAGUAUUAAAAGAAGGCCAGGUCGCUGAGAUGGACACCAUUGAUACCCUGCUUGGACAAGAAGAUGGGAUUUUUUACAGCAUGGCCGCUUCCCAAAACUUAUUUCAUGAAUAGCCCUUUUGAUGAGUUUUUGUUCAUUUAUCGUUCCUCCAGAACUGCUUGGAUUCAGCUCUUGGACAUGCAUUUUGAGAAGCGGUGAACGACACUAGCCUCUAGCUUCUAGCCACCUCAUUCAAUAGGAUGUGUGGGAGACCUCUUCCGUUCAUCUGAACGGUUCAGACUGUUUUUCACUAUUACAGGAUGCUACCCCGAGGGAUGGGGGCUUCUCCGAGGACUGACUCCUGAGAAAUUAGGGUGGGAGUGUGCGUCAUGCUUUCUAAAGCCUUUACCCUAUUUGUAUAGGUUCUAUUGUGUUGACUUCUUUGUUUUCUUUGUUUUACGUUACCCGUGAGUUUAACAGGUUCUUAAACCGAGGAUGAGCCCUCUUUUGUACGUAGUUUUGUGUAUGUUUUAAUGAAUAACAAAGCUAUAAUAGAAUAAAAGUCAAUCUUGUUAAAGGGCUAUAAUUAGCUUUACUAUACUAUGCCCUUCUCCAUACUUAAUUUUCUUGCUAACUUUUUUACUGCGCUUUUCACAAACAUGCGAACUCUAAAGUUCAAAAGACUCCUUCACAAUUGCAUUUUUGGCUGCUGUCAAUCAUAAUUACGAUCACAAGCAACGAACCUUGAAAUGCAGAAACACACAAAACGGAUCGAAAUCCACCAAUCACAAAUCACAAAACAUGACCUUUUGAACCUGUUAAAGUAAAGUUUUGUUUCCUAAGAGGUCCGUUAAGAUGAUUGAAGGCAGCGAAAAACGUAAUCGUCAGUUGGCUUUUGAACUUCAGAAUUCGCAUGUUUUUGAAAAGCGCAGUAAGGAGGUCGCGAAAACAGACCAAUCCUCCGCGUGUUUUUCGCAGAAGUUUCGGGACAUCUCUGCACAUUACUUUCUUGGAGCCUAGAACAGCUUAGGGUUCAGCAGCAACCGGUGUUUCCGGUUAAUCUACGACACAAAUCGUAAGGUGUUGAUCAAAGAACCUUCGAACCUUCCUUAGACCAGCCUUUUAGGUUUAUCAUUGGACCUUGCGAGUCGGCCUGGAGAUUUGCGGUAUUAAAUAAAGCGGUAAAUUGUGGUGAGCAUAUUCAUAAUAUAUAGAUUUAGCCAGGGCUAAAAGCGAGGCUCCCAUUAAUAAAUUUAUAAUUUAAAUUAAACGAUAAACUUGUAUUCGAAUUCCACAAUUCUGUUAACUUUCUUAGAGCACAUUUAUGUGACUUUUGAGGGAAAGGCUACCUGAUUUUAGAGAAAAAUAAUUUGCAAACAGCCCAAGAGUGAACCAAAUCUUACAUCGAGUUGAUAGCCUCAUAUGUACACCCAAAAACUGGUAAUCAUCUUCGAUCACAUUUAAGAGCCAUAAUGGCUCUUGAUCACCGUAGAUUAAUUAGUGGAAAAAAAAAUAAGGCCAACUUUUUGCGUUCGACAAAUUUACUUUGCAAAAUCUUGUCAACAAAUCUGGGUGUGUGUAAACCAACCUUUUAUACCAUUUAUACAUCACAUCUGAGGUGAAACAGUAGUAUGAGGCACUGUUUUUAUCAUACCGGCAGACCUCGGACAGAAAGCAGUAUUUCACAAUACAAAUUGCACUCAUUCAAUAUUCAUAAACUGUUAAAAAAAUUUCCAAAAUCACCUAUACGGCCAUCCGGUUCUCACUUUUGUAGUGCGAGCUGUGGCGAGUGUUUGAAUGAACAAUAACAGAGUUACGCUCCAACAUUAUAAAGAAUUUAUUCUGUUUAUUUUUUAUUUAAUGGUUUAUUAACGCGCGGCAUUUUGAGUACUCCUGCAAGCGAUGUUCACUGAACGACUGAAAACAAUCGGCACAGCGAUUAAAAUUACAAGAGAGACUACUAACAAUCAAUAAAAGAAAUAUAAUUCGGUGAAACAUAUACAGAAACAACAAUUUUCAUUCAGGAAGACAAGUAUUAAAGUAUCCCUAAAAAUCCUGAGUCUUCAAGCUUCAAGCUUAAGUUUAUGUUUUAAGCCGGCUUCCCGGUGUUUGCUUUUUUCAAAGACGAACUCGAGGCAAGAAAAUCGCUCAAAGCUUUCUUUUCCGGCCAGAAUUAUAACUAAAUAUUCUUUGGAACGUUUUCUAUUGGCGGUGAGAAACUGUCUAAAGGCUUUUUAAAGUUCUGUGUUUAUAUCAAACCUGAUACUCGGUCAGAUCAUUGUCUCAAAUCUUACAAACGUGCAUAAACUAAGUGACCGCAUAAACUCCGCUCGACUUCAUUAAAUUAGAUCCAAAAAAACAAACAUCAAAUACAAUAAUUUCUCUGGCUUACCAUUCGAGAUGCAGCUCCUGAAAGGUAUCAAGAAAAGCCAGUAUCGCUUCAGACUUUGCAAUCCUCUUACGCAUCAAGCAAGGUGAAAACGUAAACGAUGCCAUCCGAAAUCGGACGUCCGACUUUGACAAGCGACGUAUUCCUCAACCAAAAACCCAAUAAACAAACUAGCUAUGAAUAACAGAGGACUCCUGAUAGCAGCUGAAUUUCAUUUUGCACAUCCAGUGAAAAAAGACAGUUAAAAAACAUCACAAGUUGACACAAGACUCUGUCAGCUUCAGCUGUCAAAGUAAACAAGAGUCAAGAUGCUGCAUAAAUUUUCCGCAUGAACUCACCUGUCAAAUUUUGACCAAUCAGAGCAUAAAAAUUGGACGUAGAGCGUGACCAACGCGUGACCAUGGUGAGAAAAGUCAAAAGCAACUGUCUUCCCUGCCUGUAACAGCUGGCUGAAUUUUCGUGUCCGAGGUCAGUUUGCAAUCAAAAUUUUAAUUGUGUAGCACAUAAACACAACAUAUUUCAUACAAAUUUAGAAAAAACUUGAACUUGAGCCUGCGAUCACUUGAAAACUAGUAACUUGUCAGCGCAUAACUUCAAAAAAUACUUGAUCUCGAUGGGUCGACACCUGAGCCCGCGAUACGGUCAAGUGAUACUGGUCAGCGGGUACUCUGUUUUGACAGCUGUCAAUUGAUCAAAACAUUGAUGUCCAAUAUGUGUGCAUUAUCAGUUUAACUAGUAAAAGUAUGAGAUUGAACAUUGUUCGCGAUCUAGUAAAACAAUUAACUGGUCAGCAGACAGCUUCCAAAUAAAUCACGUCACCUCGAUGAGUUGACACAUGAGCCCGCGAUAUGGUCACGGGAUACUGGUCAGUGGCUAUCCUGUUUUGACAGCUGUCAAUUGACCAUAUUGUGAAUGUCCUAAAAUCCUAUAUUAAAGAUGUGGACUUGCCAAGACACGCCUGAGACACCCCUCCCUUCCUUUUGAUAGUCUCCCCUACCCCAUCCGUACAAUCUGUAGACGCGUACGUACGUAUGUACGUACGUACGCUCGGUCAAUCACGUGACAACCAAACGAAAAGAGGUUGACCAUAUUCCAUGAGUAUGGGGCUCUGUCCCACGCGCGCUUCGCGCGCGCGGUAGCUCCGCUAAAAAUCUUCAUAUCUCUUUACAGUGGCGGAUCCAGGGGAGGGACCCGGGGGGCCCGGCCCUCCCUUAUUUUUAGACCAAAAUGAGGCCCGAAGGGCCGAAAAAAAUUUUUUUGGAAGCUGCCCCUCUUUAUCUCAGGGUCUGGAUCCGCCACUGCUUUAUUACAAAAAGUUUCAUUUUUCAAGUAUGGGGAAUAGAUUGAUUGGUUCUUCACAUUAUUUCGUGUUUUGUAAACAGCCAUGGAUUGGAAUGCUAACAAUACUCAAUCAAUGGAAGUAAAAUCCUUUCCCAAGGCAAAGAAUGCAAAAAAGUUAGUUAAAUACCCCCAAAACCAAGAUUUCUUAUGGUCACUCUACAGAACGUAUUAAAUAGAAAGGGAAAUCUCUUUACACAGUCAUUUGUAUCAUCCAAAGUUUCUAGUUCUUGCCUGAUAUUAAGCGAACAACGUUCGAUUGCAUUUAUUUUGAAAAUACAUAUUAGGGCCAUUUAUACGAGGAAAAAUAAGACGUGUCUCACUGUACAUAAGACGCGUCUUAAAUAAGACGCGAACUGUACCAUUUAUACAAGCAUGUCUUAUCUAAGACGAAAACAGCUCGUAUAAAUGGUUCGCGUCUUACUUCUGUUAUUGACUCGUUUUCAUGUGAGUGUUGCUCGUAGCAACGGCAACCAACAGAGGCCGAAAAUUUUCCCGCCUAAAAUUAACGCAUGCGUACUAUGCGUUCACGUGUUAUGUAAGACGCGAAGGUCAUUUAUACGAAGUUUUUCUCGUCUUAGCUAAGACGCGUCUUAUCUAAGAACAGGUGUUAAGGGCUGUUCUAAAAUAAGACGCUUCUUAGCUAAGUCGCGUCUUAUUUCAGACGUAAUGUGCCGUUUAUACGGAAAGUUCGCGUCUUAUUUAAGACGCGUAUUAUUUUUCCUCGUAUAAAUGGCCCCAUUGUUCGAGAUGACUUAUCACGAACAAAAAAAAUAAAAUAUUCACAGUUGUUAUAAAAGUUAUUGAAGCAUAUGAAAUGAUUCUUGGCUACUUUCAUUUCCAUAAAUGAGGCUAUCCAUCAUUGACUGACUGCGUACUCAACCUAGACUUUGGUGACCGGCUGCUGCAUUAAUGCCAAUGUUGAAAUUGCUGAUACCUCUGCAACGUUAUGUAAGUAGCCACUUGAUGUAUGUACGAGUUCAACCUUCGUUGGAUUGAAUUUCUUAGUCCUUUAAUAAUUAAAGCAUGUUUAUGCCAUGCAAGCCAGGUCCUUGGCUACGUCUUAUUUGCUUAUUUGUAUAAGGCCCGUUAAUCGACAUAUAUUAAGAGGAAACAAGUCGCUACUGAGAAAAAGAAUCUCUACACCCAUUAGAAGCCAAGAGAAGUGGCUCAGUGACCUUCAGGUCGAAAAUGCAAGUGAUAUUGAUUGGAAAGAUGCAUACACAAUCGCUUUCCACUGUACCGCUUCUACAAAAUUAAGAACUUUUCAUUAUACGUUUUUGCAUCGGAGGAUUGCUACCAAUGAUUUUUUAAAGAAGAUUAAUUUAAAGCAACCGGACAAAUGCUCUUUUUGCCAAAGGGAAAUAGAGUCUAUAUCUCAUCCAUUUCUGAGAUGUUCGCCAACAAUUGCUUUUUGGAACGAUGUUAAACAAUUUUUAAUUCAAAAGGGCCUCAAGAGUACUGCACUAACCGAUUUGCAUCUGACGGGACUCUCUAAAUUUGCACCCUCUACCGCCACUGAUCUCGUUCUCCUUAUUGGGAGAUACCAUAUAUACUCGAGCAAACUUGCAGGUACGUCUCCCUCCAUGACUCUUUUUAAGGGCAAACUAAAUUCCGUCAUUGAGAUGGAAAAACAAGAAGCACUCCGCUGUAAUUCUUUCACCGUCUUUUCAAACAAAUGGAAAUUCUUUCUUACCUAAAUUUGUUGCUUGCACUGGUUACCCUCUAGCUAAUCGCUUUGAUUUAGCCAUGUGUCCUGCAAAGUUGAGCCAUCCACCGUCCACCGUUCACCGUCCUUUCCUUUUAUUGUAAGUAGCUAAGCAAAUUCAAGCAUAAAUGUAACCUCAGCUAUUUUUAUGUUUGUUUCGUCAAGUUGUAAUAUGUAUACGUUUUGUGUGAUGUAAAUUAAAUAUAUAUAUAUAUAUAUAUAUAUAUAAAAAAAAGAAGAGGAAACAACUACGCAACAUGCAAUUGUGUUUUCGGUACAACGAAUAUCGUAAGGUGUAGAUCAACGAACCAAUGUGUUAAACCAAUGGUUUGCGCUAGAUUCGCCGCGAAAGCUGAUUGACAACGGUAUUUAUUGCCUGAGAGUUAUUGAACCGUGUGAAUCGGUCCUGAGAUAUGCACUGAAUGUAGAACUCACGAUAAUAUUGUAUAUCUCUCCAUUUUAAACUUAUGCUUUAAUCUAGUGACAAAAAUCAUUCAAAAGUGAACCGAAACUUAAGCUGUAUUAUUAUUGAUUCACAUCAAAUUUGCAGCCGGAGGAACUACAAAUGUUCAUGGGCUUAUAUAAAGAGAAUAAGGGGGUAAUUACAUGAGACCGGGACGAACUGAGACCGGUAUGAGUUCGUAUCGCUCUCCAUACAUUUCUUUUUAUGCGUUUACAUGGGACCGACCUAAAAACGAACUCAGAGCGGUCUGACUUCGUGUCGGUCGCUGACCCGACACGAGUUAUUUUCGUACCGGUCUGAGACUGUACCGUUCUCAUGUAAAACGAAAACGAAUCUCAGACCGGGUCCGUAAAAAGCAUGUUUCUUCGAAUUGCUCCAUCAUUUUUGCUUUUUCUUAAGGGAUUAAUUACAUGAGACCGGGACGAACUCAGGCCGGUACGAAUUUGUAAUUUUUGCAGUCGUUUACAUUAGACCGGAGCGAAACGCUUCGUUGAUUACACGGGACCGGUACAAACUCAAAAACAGGAGAUUCUUGGAGCUCUAUAACUUUCUUAAGUGGAUUAUUUAACAUAUUAUCCACUAAAAGUCUGAGUUCGUUCCGGUUUCAUGUAAUUACCACCUUAGCAAAAUAAGAACACUGCACUUUCUUAAUUGGCGUAAAUUGUGUACCAGUUAGGACUUUUAGUGAAUAAUAUGUUGAAUAAUCGACUUAAGAAAGUUAUAUAGCUCCAAGAAUCUCCUGUUUUUGAGUUUGUACCGGUCCCGUGUAAUCAACGAGGCGUUUCGUACCGGUCUCAUGUAAACGAGUGCAAAAAUUACAAACUCGUAUCGGCCUGAGUUCGUCCCGGUCUCAUGUAAUUACCCCCUUAUCAGUUAGUCGUGAAGAAGCGGGUAAAUCUGCAUAUUUGCCGAUGUGAUUGCACUGGGGUGUAACUUUUGUUUCAAAUCUGACUGCUAUUCACAUCUUCUAUCUCCUGAUUUUUUCCCUGUUAAAAGGUAACUGAGCUCAGUUUGCCCCGACUAAAUUUCUGGUAAAUCUAUUUUUUAUGUAAAAAAAACUUUCAUUCGUUGUAGAGCUCGGGAACUAGUCUAAAAAAAAAUAACUGCAUAAUUUAUUGGCCAGCAGCAGACUAGUGAGGCGAAACCGCACGGAAAAAUUAAGGGAAUUUUUGUUCCUCAAAAAAAAAAAUUCCAGGGUUCUUGCUCGUUUUACUAUGGCUGUGGUCAUACUACAGAGUUAAAUCACGAUUUAGCUAUUAAAUGUACAACCCAAAGAUGUUCAUUCCCAGAUCUUGAUGGAUCGAGAUCAACCUCUGAGACACGGCAGGGGCAUUUAGCCGUGUCGGGAGAAACGGCACGACGAAAGUUUUCAAGGCUAAUGAUCCAAAAACCGGCGUACUUUCUCUCUCCUGCGCAGAGGCUUCCGCUAGGUAUCCCAAUAAAAAUAUCAAUAAUCCAAAAAUAGAUAGCGCGCGGGGGACGAUGGAAAGAGGGGAAAAGUGGGCCUCGCUUCCUCUCUUUUCCCUUCCCAUCAUCCCCUGCGCGCUUUCUUUUUUCCCUCUCGCCAGCCUCCCUAAGACACAAAGAGGCCUGUGAGGCAGUUUCCCAGAAACGUAAAAUGAUCCGAGGAGAGAUGAGUACAUCAGUUAUCUAAAUAUCCAUCAAAAUCCCUGAGUUACGAUCAAGGGGAGGGGCCUGGACAAACGUCUAUUUUCUUCCUUCCCCACCCCAUUCCAUUGUGCUAGCAGUCAAUGAAGCACCCGCGGUUUAAUUUAUUCUUCCACACGCUCGACGGUCUUUUAAGAGAUAGACUUCAGGUAAGGGAAUCCGGGAAAUGUUUUGUCUGCAAAUUCAGGAAUCCUGGUCUUUGGAACCCGAAAUACAUCUCAAGGAAUCCGGAUCCCACUAACGAUUGGAAUCCGGAAUCAAAAGUUCCAGUGACGAAGAAUCCGGAAUCCAUGGCGUGGAAUCCAGAAUCCAAGACUUUCUUGGAUUCCCUUACAUAGGGCGAUACACUGUUUACAGUCCUCUUUUUUUUCUUAAGAUCGUCGCGCGAGAUCCAGCACUCACUGUCACUGGGAGCCAUUUAGUAAUUAGUUUCAAAAUGUACCAAGGGGGCGGGCGUCGAGGUUUACAGUGGUAAAAACUGGAUAGUCAUCUUUAAGUUAUUCUGCGCUCUUUUGAUCAUAUUUGCAUGGAAAAGGCGCUUUAAAAUUUUUAAUCAUUAUUAUUUGUUACUCGGUCAAGAUGGUCCCCCGGUAGCGCUCUUUCUCGACGAUCUUACGGGAAAAUAGGGAAUUGUAACCAGUGUAUUAAAGUUAAAUGAUAAGUCUUUAAACAGGCAGGGUUUACUUUAAAAUCUUGUUUUCAGUUAAGAAGGUCUAGAGGAAAAGCUAUUUCAACACGCUAUAACCAGUUGCAAAAUUCUUGAGACACUACAUCUAAUUAAUAUAUAGAUUUAGCCAGGGCUAAAAGCGAAGCUCUCGAUAAUAUUUAUAGUUUGUUCAAACAAAAUAUAAAAUCGUGUAAUGCGAAGCGGCGGAAAACGGUCAAAAACAACAAUAGGUCUAAUUAGCAAAAAAGCAACUUUGUACGUGCAGCACUCUUUUUUUGUACAUUUCUUUGCCGUUGUUUUGUACGACUACAACGUGAAACUUCCAGAAACUUCUUAGUUACACGUUUUAUGGGGGAAAUGUUGUACGUGUUCUCGCUCACUUUUUUUCACUGCCGCUCAUUUAUACAUUGCAUUGGUGGCCGCUAGCAUUUCUCAUUUUGUCGCCGACGCUACACAAUUUCCAUGUUGUUCUUCCACCAAAAAAAUGCCUCGGCCUUUGUUUUUUACCUCUCUGCUCUAAAUCUCUGUCGCCCUUUCUCUCGUUGAGAUUCACUGGCCUGCCGCUCACUUUCUGUUUUUCUGUCUUUCUCUUGCUCUAUAUUCCAAAUUUGUUGACACGACAAUUUAUCUAAGCUUAAUACUUUAGACAACACGGAUACAGAAACAAUUUCCGCUUUCCGAUUUCGUCUUUAUUGACUCUUUUGGUUUUCUCUGCUUUACAAGACGCUGGUGGCUAUGCCAAUUCCCGCCAAAAUAACCUCGAGUUGCAUUUGGGUUGCCAUACCUGUUGAUUGAGUUGUUUUACAUUGGUAUGACUGUUUGCGGACGGAAGGUCUCUAGGGCGGUCGGUCGGUGUACGGUCACGUGAUUAACAAAUUUUUUUGGAUGGGUAGAUUACUUCAUUUUCUUACCCAUGGUGCUCCGCUGGCGCGCUUCGCGCGCCAGAGCUCCGCUAUUAUCCCGCCUCCUUCCCUUGUCAAAGUUCAGUAGCAAUUAAAAACCGUGAUUACAACUUUUGAACAGAGGGAAGGGAGAAAGCGAGUGUGUAUCUUACAGAUGUGUGACCAGUAGCGAUUUGAAGUAAAAAAGUCUGGUUUUUCGCCUGAGUGUCUUAACAGUUUUUGCAAGUGGUUGUAGCGUUUCAUGAUUCAUAAUUUAUACAACUCUCUAAGUUCUUAAAACGGACCGACACCUCUACAAGAUGUACACCUCGUUAAAACGGACACACAAACGUGCUUGUUCCUGACUUUCUUUACUCUUUUUAGUCGACUCCGUUUAAAGGCCGAUUUAGACGGUGACGACUGUUGCUUACGACUGUCGUGUGCGACUAGCAUACGUCAUCACUUUCGACCAUCCACCCGCGCACAAUUUUCACUUACAACAUCCACAUAUGUGUCGUACGGAUGUCGUGGGUCAUAACGAACGAUAGUCGCGCACGAUAGUCGUAAGCUAAAAUCGUACCGGCUAAAUCGGCCUUGAGGCGCACAUCUCUCUAAGACAGACGCAAAAAGCCGGUCCCUACCUUUCUUUACUUCUUUUUAAGGAUCUAAUCAUUUUUUCCUAUUUAUCGAACAUGUAUCGGUUAUUUUUUUUACUUUACAAAGUCUUCCGAGAAUGUCGUCAUGAUGUUUUUAAAAGCUUUUUUUGAAAAAUAAUUUCUUAAAGUGAUUUUAAGUUACAUUUUAUUACAGUUUUUUAUAUUCAUUUUUUUUUGCUGUUUUCAUUUUAAAAAACACAGUAUGGAAAACAAGGGCUACGAGUCGAUAAAAACUGACGAUAAAGACUUGGAAAACAAUGGCCGGCAUCCUGCUAAUUCAGCAAAUUUUGUUUCACUUUUGACCUGCUGGUGGAUGAAUGGCAUAUUCAGAACAGGAAACAAACGCCCAUUAGAAAAGUCUGAUUUCCUGCCACUUAACGAAGAAGACAAAACAAAAGUUCAAACAGAAAAACUUCAAGAGCAAUGGGAUAAGCAUGUACGCGAAUGUAGUAUCACCCCUGGUAAAGAGCCAAAGCUUUGGAAAUGCGUUCUAAAGAUUUUAUCCUUUAAAGAGGUUUCAUUUCUGCUAAGUUUCUGGUUUAUAGAGUCAGUCUUCCGUGUUACGCUUCCUCUGGCUCUUGGUCUUCUCCUUGCAUUGUUGCAAUCUACAGAAAGGAAUCAGCCUCUUGUAGCUGGUUGCUGUUUCUUUAUUGGAAUGGCAGGAGUAUUAUCCGCUACCACCCAUUACUCUGGUUUUAGAUGUGAUCUUCUGGGCAUGCGCUUGAGUAAUGCUCUCAAAGGGAUUGUCUAUCGCAAGGUAAAGGAUCUCUGAUGGAUUUUGUUGCUGUUGUAUUGUUACUGUUGUUCACCUUUUUGCUGUUACAAUCACCAGGAUCUUAAGUUUGUUCGCGAUAGAGCGGUUUUCGUUUGAGCCACUAAAACUGAUUACGGGAGGAAAACUGAAACAGAUAGCGAACGAGAAUAUAAGAACUUGAUUAGUUGAGUGAACAGACUCAUGCUAUGUUCAGACUAUAUCGCACUGCGCCGACACGAUUUCAGUUUUCAAAGACGUUCGCAAGCCUUGAUUGUGACGUUAAGUCGAACCGUGCCGAAUGAUGCUUAGUACACUAAAAAGGACUGAGGCAGAGAAACCUAAGCAUUCCCCACUAAAGACAACCGACACAAACGAGACAAAAAACAAAGAAAGAACAAGAAAAUAAACAAAAAUUAGAAAAAAUUAAUUACAAAUGAUCUGUUUACCAUGAAAUUCUCCUGUCAUUUGAGCGAGGUUAUGUUAAAAACAAUAUUGGAAGAAAAACUAUUCUUGGGUUGCACGUGACGUCACCAAAAAUCAAACUAAGAAACUAUCGAUUCUUCUGAGUUUCUACUUUCACGAGGUACUACAGUACCUAAACAUCUUUACAUAAACAAAUUUUUGGUUCGAAAGGGUUCUUCGUUUUGCGAGAGAGGACGCUUGAAUUUCCAGGCUUUUGCGUGACGCGGCUUUUAGCUGGCAGCCGGGAAAGCUCUUGUGUGGGUUAAAAACAUUACCGAUUUUAGGAGAUUUUGCAAUCUAAACAUUCCUUGUCUCAGAAUAAAUAUUACUGUAAUCUUUAUGAGUUCCUCAAGCGAAGAAUUCACGCAUUAGUAGGAAAACUUGAAAACAGAUGUUUCUGUUGGUAUCCGGCGGCCAUAUUGGUGUUCCUGAAAGGGACACCAACAUGGCGUUUCCAUACAAAGCUUUAUAAAUUUAGGUAAACCGUUUUUCCCAAUAUCUCGCAUUUGAAAUAUUUGACAGACCUGAUUCUUGGCAAGGGUUUUUGUUUAUUUAUCUUGUUUCAUUUCCUAGAUUCUAGUCCUUCUGUGUUGACUGGUUUGCAUUUUUAUUUUUCAUUGCGUGACAGUGCAAGCCGAGAAUCACUUUGGUAUGUAUGGCUGCUAGCCAGCCCAGGACCGCGCGGUAGUGUAAUUUUCGCGCCCUUUUGGGGUCAGGUGACCAAGCCGUUAUUUUUUAAGUUGCAUGAUCGUUAGCUCGGCGGUCAGAGAUUACUUCGCUCGCUAGUUCAGCGGAUGGAUUUUGGUUUUUCUGGACAAAUUUAUAAUAGGCUCACAAGUUUUACGUCAACCUUAUCUACUUGUCAGUAAAACAACAGCCGUUUUUCAGUGUUAGAAUUCACCGCGUUUGAGUUGUUGUCUCAAUGUGGUCACAGUAUGCUAUUACACACUCAUUACGGUUUAAGUUUCACUCAGUCUCACAGGCUGAAUUUAUUUUUAAAAAGCUUAAAUGUUUUGAACCGCUCUUAUGGCAAAGAAAAUGUGGUUAAUAUUAAGAACUGACAGCCAGGUCUGGUGACAAGAUGACUUUUAAUUUUUUUGCAGAUUCAUUUACUAACCCAGCAAAGCCUGCUGAAAGCAACAACCGGCAACCUUAUUGACCUCAUAUCAAACGACGUCCAAAGAAUCGAGCUGACCAGCAGAUGGAUUUUUGCCUCUUUCUUCUUUGCUUUAGAAUUUACAGUUGUCAUUGUUUUGUUGCUGCAUCUCAUUGGCUGGCCAGCAUUGAUGGGAGUUCUGUUUCUAGUGGCGAUGAUUCUUUGUGUCUUGAUAAUCUCAUAUAUAUGUGCUGGGCUGCGCGUGGAAACUGCGGAGGUAUCGGACAGGCGCCUUUUGUUAAUGAAUGAGCUCGUGACUGGUAUACGUGCUCUAAAAACGCAUGCGUGGGAAGAAUACUAUCAAGAAAAAGUGAAGGCUACGAGAAGGUGAGAAUAGUUACGCUAUGUUAAUUUACAUUAUACCGGAUACCGGAUACCGGAUUGCUUUUCUUGCCGACAAAAAAGCAAUCCAGUAUAUAGUAUGAACAGCAACGGCAUGGAACUGGAACAAGUCGUUCACACAUGUUGAACAUCGUGCCCGAGCGGUUUGCCAGGAGAGUUUGGUGGACUAAAUCCCAGAUCUAACUCCUUCAAAGCAUUUAUUUCUGUUUCAGUGGGUUCUACUCUUCUGUCCUACUUAUUCACUACCGCGACGGUCCAAAUAUUAGGUGGUCGUACUGCACCAAAAUAUGCGUUAUUAUGUGACACGCCAUUUUAGAGAUCGGCGCGGUACAGCUUCAAUCCGUCACAGAAAUCGCGCAGAAAUCAUCACCGCUCUUGUGUGUGAACAGAAGCCCUAUCCAGUGUUAUUUUCGUUGGAAGUUAUCCAGUAUAGUAUGAACAUAGCCUUAAUCCAACCGUAUAGUUCGUUUCAAGGGUCUCCUCUUACUCGCCAUCCCUCUCUUGCUCCGGCGGACGAGUAGGAGGGGACGCUGGGACCGAGGUUAACCACACAGAAUAGCAACAAGCAAACUUUUCAGAUUGAAUUAUCUACAUGGAUGCUUUUUUAUGUUAAAUACAGCCAGAAAAGCCAAUGACUAUUCCAAUGUACAUAUCUAUUCAGACGUUGGAUUCUGCGAAUUAUCACUGCUUAGCUUAACUCUUUUAAUCGUUAUUUGUCAACGUUAAAGAACCUCCCUUUGCUUAGAAAAUCACUUGGCGCCUUUUGAAUCACGUUCUUGACAUCUAGUUCAGCUACCUUGUCCUUUAAGCAUUAGCAAAAACUCACAAGGGGUUGAAACGUGUAACCCGCGUUCACUAAAUAGCUUGUGAAUAUUCACUUUACCAUAUUUGGAAACCUUAGCGAGGGAUAUCCAUUUUCAACAAAAUGGCUGCCUCGCGAUCACUAUGCGGCAGUUUUAAGACCAGAGUUCUGCAUUUCAAGGUUAAAAAUACACCGUUAAAAGACAAAAACUGGAAAGAGAAAGUUCAAAAGCCGUGAGAAUGCUCAGUUUUUUUUUGUGGAGGAAGGGAAGCUUUUCAUCAAGAAAUCGUCCUUCGAGGAAUUCAACCUUGUUUUUUUCACGGCGGAGCGCAUGGUCUGUUUUGAAAUGCAACGAUUUUGCUAAAUUUUCAGGUAUAUUUUGGACUCUAUGGACAAGAAAAUUACGUUUUUGGUGGGGAUUUCAGUAUGAAUUUUUAAAUGUCUCACAGACGUUUUAUACAUUUUUCUCGUCUGCGCUAAAGAAAAAUCCCAAAAUGCGCCUCUAUUUGAAAUGGAUUUUGUGUUGAAUUUUGCCAUGUGCUCAGCCGAUUUUACUUACGUGAACGGAUCCACGAUCCGGAUAGUGUUAUGCGAAUUGCUUUAAAGGGUUUGAAUAAAAAUUUUCAAGAAACGGCUUCAAUGUCUAAGAUUUUGAACUUUUUCAUUCAUAAAAUUAGCUAAAAACACGAUCGUUACACUACAGCAUCCAAGCUGAAUUUAAGCUUAAUGCUUCUCACAUUCAUUACACGCAUCACCUUUGGGAAGAUGUCAGGUUCAGUUUUUGGACUCUUUUUGAUACGCAGCUAAUGAAUUUUAUUCGAAAAUAUGUUUUAGUGUUUAUUCUAGACUUUUGAUACAAGAAUUUUAAAAGCCUAUUUGCAGUCAAUAAGUUUACUGCGAAGAGGGUCACCGAGGUAUCGUUUUUUGAAGUGACAACUUCAAGAAGUGGCGCGGUGGUCAGUGGAUUUCAUAAUAUUGCGUUUGGCCAGGGUGGUAAGCCAAUUUCCUGCUCAGUAUUUCGGUAAGAUUCCUGGUUUCAACCUUUGAAAGCUUACUCGGGGUUCGGGAGUUUUUCCCCGGCCCGUUGGUCGGCCAUUUUUUUAAGCGGGCGCGGGAACGUGAGGUAGAAUUACGUCACGUCCAUUCAAGAAGUUUGAUUGGUCAGUUCUAUUUUCUUCUCGUUCCAAAUAUGGUACUGUCGUAAAGGAAUAAUCACUAGCAUCGGACAAAGCAAACAUAUGAUAGUUACACGUUUCAACUCAUUAUGAGUUUCUGGCAUUAGUCAAUAGCAGCAGUGCCUGUUCUCCAGGCAAUUAAUUGUGAGGUAUUUUAAUCCACUGGUAGGGUAUUUGAAUCUAGACUAAUUUUAUCACUAGGUUGUGCUUGCUUAAGGUAUGCUCUUUAAAAGCUAAUAUUGUGCUGUUCGUAUAAAAAAAAACUUUGCCCGCAGUAGCUUUAUUCCAAAAGAUAACAAAGAUUUUCUUAACAUUCUUCCUGUCUUUAGUAUAGGCCUUUAUACACUCAAUAAUUAAUCCCAGUCAAUUAAAAAAUUCAUCUACAACUAGGAAACCAACCAAACUUUCUUUCUUUUACCUACUAGAGCUGAAAUAUGGAUUAUUAUGAAAAAGAGCGCUCUGUUAUCUAUCAUAGAUGGUGUUUCGUUUACGGCGGGCAGUGCAGGAACGUUCCUUUCAGUUUUGGCCAUCAUUUUAACAGGCCACUUCAUUUCGACGCCCACAGCUUUUAUGCUGCUUUCCUUUAUGUUUGCUCUAGAAAAGAUGGCGUUAAUUAGACUAUCAACUUCUCUUCCUUUAUUACUUGAGUUGCCUUCUGCCCUCCAGAGGAUCGAGCGCUUUCUUUUAAUGAAAGAAAUUCCCUUCAGACAACUCGAAUACUGUCAGAGUUCGUUUAGGCCGGAGAGUCGUUUUGCAUUGGCGUCGCCGAUUGUGUCUUCCCUAGACGAUCAUCGGACUGUUAAAAUUGUUAGCUCUGAAAACAAGGAUGAGAAAAUAGAUUUCACUUUAUCAGUUUCUGGUCUAACGUGCAAAGUGAAUAGCCUUGGUGAAAAGUUCCUUCUUCAAGAUGUAAGUUUUGCUGCGACCAAAAACAGCCUCACCGUGAUCACUGGUCAAGUAGGCAGUGGAAAGUCAACUCUUUUGGCCACAAUCGCGGGAGAGGUAAUAAUAACAAGUGGUAGCGUAGUCUGUCCCGGAACUUUAGCUUAUGUGCCCCAAUCGGCGUGGGUUUUCUCUGGGACCGUCAGAGAAAACGUCCUAUUUGGUGAGCCUUACAAUGAAGAGUGGUAUACCAAAGUUUUAGAGGCAUGUGCGCUAAUUGAAGACAUCAACAGAUUUCCCAGUUGUGACAGUACCUUUGUUGGAGAACAUGGUAUCGUGUUGAGUGGAGGUCAGCUUGCCCGUGUCAAUCUUGCACGCGCAGUGUACGCAGAUGCAGACGUUUAUCUACUGGAUGAUCCUUUAAGCGCCGUGGAUGUUAGAGUGGGUGAACACAUAUUUGAACAGUGUAUCUGCAAGCUUCUACGAGACAAAAUUAAAGUAUUGGUGACACACGAACGGAAGUACAUGGUGGUAGCUGAUCAAGUUUUGGUCCUUGACAACGGGUCAGUAUUAAAGAAUGGCAGUUUUAGUGAACUUUCAGAUGCGGAGAAAAUUUUAGUUACUAUCAAAGAUGCAUCAGUCGCUGCAAAAGAAACAAGAGAUGAAAGUGGCACGUCUCGAAUGCGUUUCAUAGGCGUCCGUGAUGGAUCAGACGAAACUUUGGAGAUCUCAGAAGAAGAAAGAGCCACCGGAAGAGUCUCUCCUGCUUUGUACUGGAAUUACAUUCGAACUGGAUUACCUUCAUUGGGCGUAAUUCUUGUGAUUUUACUUUGUGUGGUGAUCCAAGGUGAGUAAGCGUUUUUGCGGCGUGCGUGCAUGUAUGAUUAUUGCAUAAAUUAUGAAAUAAUCACGCACACUUGCGACCAUAUAAUUACCCUGGUCCCAGAGGUUUUUCUUGAUUUUUCUUUGCGAAAGAGAUGAAAAGCAAGCUGCGAAGCGGCGACAACGAGUUGCGAAAGCGACGAGGAGAGAGAGAAAAACCUCUGGUUACCUUGGCCUCGAAUCUCACUUUCAUGCAGACGACAGCUGUCAAACGCGUCAAAUUGCUAAUAAAAAGGAUGACCAAUGGCCAUUCAGCAAACACGUGCUUAUCAGCUGCUAUUUUUUUAAGCGGGGGUAAACCUGGGGGAAAUUAUGUUAUGAACAAACCAUCUCCACUUGGGUGGUAAAGAGUGAUUCGUUAAUCGGGGUAAAGCUAAAGCAUGUGUCAACAAUGGGCGACAAGAGUCCAGGAACAAGAACACUACUUAAAGAAACCAACACUGUUCCAAACGACUGCUACAGGAUUUGCAGAAUUUAUGUAAAAAUAAGUGGCCGAACUAAAAUCAACGUUUUUGGGUAUAAUAACAAGGAUUUUUCACAAACAUUGUCAUCUGUUUCGCAGUUCGCGAAUAUGCGAGUCCACAACAGACUUGAGAGGACAGACAAGCAAAAUUAUUGCAUGGCGAGGGUAUGAGUAGCCUCUUAAGGAAAGGUACUUGCAAUAUACUUUCCAUGUCCGGUUGAUUAAAUGGUGAACACAUCUUUUCGACUCAAGGCGGCGAACAACGCUUUCAUUUGUUGCUCAGUGAGGCUCAGGAAAGCGCUCAUCAAGUACCGAGGUCAAAAAUUCUUCGAAUAUUCUUUCAGGAACAACAUCCAUGUCAAAAUCUCGAAAUAUGGAGUGCCUUUACGUGCCUGGGUCCCGUGCAAAUGUUAUUGCGAGUGCAGUAUACAAACAAUUUUCUUCCCAGGUAGAGAGAGGCAAAAUUUACCUUCAGAAAUGAGGUGUAAAAAUCUUCAGCGUCCCCUCGGUAGUUACAAUUAAACGAGCCAAUCAAAUUGGUUUGCGUGUUUGAAAAAAUAUCAACCAAUCAACGCCCGAGGGUCAGAUCCUGACCCUGUCGUCUGCGUGGAAGUGAGAUUCGAGGCCAAGGUAACCAGAGGUUUUUCUCUCUCUCCUCGUCGCUUUCGCAACUCCUUGUCGCCGCUUCGCGGCUUGCUCUUGAUCUCUUUCGCAAAGAAAAAUCAAGAAAAACCUCUGGGACCAGGGUACCAUAUAAUAGGGGGGUUAGGCGUUAUAAAUACUUCAUAUAAUAUUAGUUAUCACGUAAUGGGUGUAAUGCUCGCUUAAGUUUGGGUGUUGGGACACGUUCCAUGAAGUGAUUUUUUGGGUGUUAAGGUAGAAUGUGUAAUCAGUCAAUUUUUGAUCCCUCUCUUUCUAAAGGAGCGAAAAUUACCAUAUUUAAUUCUUGUGCAUGGGUGUCGUAAGUUUACGACCGAGUGUAUUUGAGAACGAAAUGGUGGCGAAAAAUUCGUUGCAAUAAAGUUUUCUAAAAACCCCAAUGAUGCAGGACUAAGAGCUGUUUCUUUUCACGGUGGGUCGAUGAUUUAUAGUUUACUAUGUGUUACGAUUUUUUAAAGAUGUGUACAUACGAUGGAAUCGAAGAACGCUCUUAAAAGCUGUAACUACCGCUUGCUUGGAGAUUAGAUAAGAAAUGAGGAGGGGAUAGCCUGAAUUUCAUCCGAUUACUUCGAGUCGUUAUUACUUCCUCAGUAACGUCUGAAUCGACCGGCCGUUAAUGCCGUCCAGUGGCGUGACUACUCCUUUGCUUUAAUUCAGGCAAAGAGUAAAACCCGAUUUUUCAAGUGGCAGACCGAGAAAUAUCGUUUGGAAAUGUCUGCAUGAUGCAGAAUUGCUUUACUUUUUUCGAUCUUAAUUCAUAUUUAACGGUCAAACUAUCAACUGCAUGAAGUACAGCUCUGAACCGGUUGUAAUUCCAUAAUCAAAGUCGGUCGCAAUCACGUAAUAAAAUAAAUACACACACGGAACACUUAAUUCAAAAACACAACGGAUUGCUUUAGUUGAUAAGAAGCUGUCAUAUCUGGUCCUCAACGAAGAAACAAACAAGGAAACAAGAAAGAAAAGCAAAGAGAAUCAUUACGUAUACACUUGACGGUGAAAAUAGCAAGAAGAUCGAAUUAUAACAUUGAUCUCAGAAAACUUCGCAUAAACAAAAUCACUGCCGAAACCACUAAGCGGCUCUAAAUGGAAAACCUACCGACUCUCUGCAGUGAUUCUUCAUUCAGUUCAAUUUAGCAUUACAGUUUCGAAGACAAGGGCAAUUUUACUGUUUACUAUAAAGAUUAUCGAAAUGUUUGAACUCCACGCAAGCACGCCAGUGACGCGAUCCGCUGCAUAUCAAGUGACAAUCCCUCUAAAAUGUGUCAUAAUUAUACAUAAUUAUGUGAAUGUGUAGACAAUCAACCAAUUAAAAUCACUACACGGUUUUCGGGUAGUAGUGACGUCACUGGACGGCAUUAACGUCCGGUCGAUUCAGACGUUACUGAGGGAGUAAUAACGACUCGAAGUAAUCGGUUGACAUUCAGGCUAAGGAGGGGAUUAAUUCUACACAAAACAGGAUUUCCUCGCUAAAAGGUUUUCAUUUCCUACUCAUAUCGACGGUCGAGUAUUCUUCAGGAUAUUUACUAUUUACAGCGUAUUUAACGAUUUGUUUCUGAAUUGACUGAGUAGGUAUGUAUGAAUACAUGAAAAUCGAGGGCCUCGAUUCGAGAGAAAUUACAUCACUGCCAGACAGCAAAAACGUGAUAAACAUGACGUUUCUUUUCAGUCAUCGCCAAGACUCAUUUGCAUGCAAUGAAAGUUUGUACAACACGGUGCCCGACCUGUUAGCCUCACCAUCGAAGUUUUGCUCGUUAAAGUAUUCAUUCACUUUUUCCAAAGUAAUUAAUUAUUUCAAGCGAUAGAAUUCGUGGACCGACCCGUUUCGGAAAGCUCUACAUUUUUCGCAUUAAGCUUUCCUAAGUUUUCUUCUCAAAACAUCAGCAUGGCGCUGGUCACGCCGCGAUUCUUAUCACCCGUUUCCACUGUCUCUGUUAGGAACGCCUAGAACCAUGACUGUCCUUUUGGCGCGCACGCAGGAAAAAAAAAGAAGAAAAAAAAGAAAAGAAACGCCUGGAAAUUUAGAGUCUCGCUGCUAAAGCAAGAAGUUAAGAUUUUGGCUACAAGUGGUGCCACUUACUAGAAAGGCUCUUACCCUGUUUUCUCGGGGGAGCGCCACGCCUCUAAUUCAAUUUUCCGAAUCAUUAUUAAACUUUCUAUUUGAGAAUGACAGCCUUGCAAAGUCGUUCUUUCCUUUCUUAGUUAAUUUCUUUUUUUUUAUUGAGACCUUGAAAGUUGUUUGGGCGGGGGCAAAGGUAGACUGCUUUACUUUAUCCCUCACUUUGUGUGGUCCUGAGGAAGGGGACGCUAACUCGCUGUCUAGGGAAAAAGUAGAGUCAUGGGUAUGUUUGCCACUGCAAAUUUAAAGUGAACUGGCCGCUGUUGAGGGUAUCGAUUUGAGCAUUUAAGUCUGGGAUAGGGUAUGUAAAACAGUGAGUCACGGUUUUUUUAUUUCUUCUUAAGUUCUUUCGUUUCCAUUGCAGGUGUUAUGUUAUUGCCAGAAAUCUGGUUAUAUUUUUUGACGCGGAUGUCCUGGGAAAACCAACAAGACAAAACAACACUACAGAUUUACGCCAGUCUGGUGGCCGCUUCCUUCUUUUCCGGUAUGAUACGCGCUGGUCUUGUGUACAAUACAUUACUCAGGUCAGCCAGAAAACUGCACGAUAAAAUGGUCUCAUGUCUCCUUCGGGCUCCAGUUCUAUUUUUUGAUACAAAUCCUGCUGGACGCAUACUCAAUAGGUGCUCCAAAGACAUCGGCUAUAUUGACGAACUUCUACCCAAAACGUUUUUACAUGUCACCGGAAUUUCGUUGGUCCUCCUUGCGGCAAUAUUGCUGCCUUCGUUCUUGAACUUCUGGCUCUGUCUGGUUACCGUUCCAUUUAUGGCCGCUUGCCUCUACCUCACACGGUAUUACUUGAAUACAUCACGAGAGCUCAAGAGACUGGAGUCAAUCUGCCGCAGUCCUGUUUUCUCGCACUUCUCGGAGACCGUGGCUGGUUUAAGCACGAUUCGAACCCGAGAAAAGGAAAGAGAUUUUAUAGAGCAGUUUUACCGGUAAGUAUUUUUCAGCUGCUCUUAUAAUUACAUUUCUUGUAAUUCGGACGCCUGACGUAAUGACAUCUAGCAGGAGCCCAUGCAGCGAGCUUGUGGAAAUGCCAAAUUCGACAAAAUUUACUGAAAUAUUUAACACUAUUGAACACUAUAUCAUAAUUUUUGAGUAAUCAGUUGUUGUUUUGUGUGGUUUAAAGCUGCUGUUCUUUGCUUAUCGCUGUCACGUACUGAAAAUCAUACACUAAAAGGAAAAACGACGGAGAGGAAAGAAGACGGCAAACCUUGUGUGGCAAGCGUGACAAUAAUUUUGUUUAAAAGAACUUCACCUUUCUUUUAACAGAUCUUUUUGUAAAAGACCAGGAAUAAUCAAUGUUCACGGAAGAUCACGACAAAACACUCGAGCAAUAGCCCUGUCACGUUUGUCACACACAAGCGCUUUGCCAUCCUGUUGCGUAAACUCACUAAAGGUCUUUUUACGGGAAGGCUCGGCCCGAAAGGGGCAUCUUUUUUGAUAUAGGCUUCAGGUAUAGACAACAGUAGGGAUUUCACUAGCUGAAGUAUAUGAAAGGUAGAAAAAUCUAAGAUUUCGGUCUGUAAAUGGACCUAAAGAGCUAACAGAUCUCUUCAGCAAAUGCAUCUUAUGGAAACUAAAAAGACAAGUCUAUUUGAAAUUAGGUAUGUGAAAAGCGUCCCAUUUGGUAGAAACUAAAGGGUAUCGGAUCGGACAUUAGGGCGAAUCCUUCCCGUACAAAACGUUGUUGAAUAGUCCCCGAAACUCCGGAACUGAGGGCUUUUAAUUACCAAAAUUUUGCGAAAUUCCUGUCACAUUCACGCGUCCUUGACAGAAAUUGGGCACAAUUUAGUUGUCAAUUUCGACGCCCGCCUAGCUGUGCUUGCCUCCAGCAAGGUGAGAGAGGCAAGCGAACAACAUAGGGGUCAAACCCCAUCCAAAUCACAAGAGACUGGGAGGUGUACGGUGAAUGAACAUUAUUUCUUUAAUCAGUACAGUGCGUUUCGAUUUUUGAUUUUGCGAAAUCACUAAAAAUCAACUGCCAAACCAUGAGCGAUGAUCUGUUGCGCUAAUAUACAUAUAUUACUAUAAUUAAUAAAUUUUUGUAUUUGCCGGCACUGAGAAAACAUUUUAUCUCUAGACAUCAAGACCUGCAUAACCAAUCGUUUUACAUGGUAUCAGCAUGUUCUAACUGGAUUGGAGUAAGAGCCGAUUGCCUGUUUAGCGUAUUAACAACUGCAGCAGCUUUUGGGUUUUCUUUUCUCUUCCAGUUUCAAGGCAAGGGCUAUAUCGCGCAACUCAGGGAAGAUAAAUUGUUACUCCAGUUUUACGACAGACUCUCGGCGCUGAGACAAGUGCGAUGAUAAAGACUUUAUCUGAAUAGCAAUGACGGAAAGCUACACUUUCAUGCAGCCGCUUUCUCUCAUACUGUAUUUAUACUGCUACAUGAGAAAUUUCUGCAACUUGAUUGACUCAGAGCGGUAGUAUUUCAGCUUAAUUUGAAGUAUCUUCAUGUGAAAAUUACAAACCUUUUGCGGGUAGUAGUAUGAUUUGUACGUGAUAUUUGGCAUAAAUACCGCUCGUGAUAUUUCAAAAUUUUCUCAAAUUUCACUCGCCUAACGGCUCGUGAAAUUACGUAUAACAAUUUCGAAAUAUCACUCGUAGUAUUUAUGGCAAAUAUCACUACAAAUCAUGCUAUUACCUAUACUAAUUGCGACUUUAAUUGCAACUCGCAGAAACUGUCAAUCCUGCCUGAUAUAUUAACUAUACUAAAAGAAAAUGCAUAUAUUGCAUUGUAAACUGAUCGUUAGCCGAGUUAGAAAUUUAGUUAAAAUCUUUUAAAGCGUUACAUUCGUUAAGGUCAGAUACUGAUUCGGUCAGAAUGUCCUAAUGCGUUCUAGGGCGGCUAACUCAUACGUAUGCAAUAUAAUUUGGCCUUUAAUGAUGUUUUUUUUUCUCAAUUCACUUGCAGCAUUUACUGGUCUUGUCCUGGCGUACGCCAUCAACACUGCAAAGGGGUGCCAAUUUGCUGUGCGACAAUUUGCAGACGUUGAGGACGCCAUGACGUCUGUCGAGCGACUCAUGGCUUACGCCAAUCUCAAGCCCGAGCCAGGGUACAACAUCAAAACACUUCCGCCCGUCAACUGGCCAAACGCUAGCAGCCUGAGUUUUAGAGAUGUUUCUUUGAGGUAUUACCCAGGUGGUCCACAAGUUUUGAAACAUUUAACUUUUGACAUUCGAGAGAAACUGAAGUUAGGAAUUGUUGGUCGCACCGGAGAUGGAAAAUCGUCAAUUGUGGCAGCUCUUUUACGCAUGCCUGAGGCUGACGGAGAGAUAUUCAUCGAUGGCGUCUCCAUUAAAGGCAUUCAACUGCAGGAGUCGCGAAAAUGUGUUUCAGUGCUCAGCCAAUCACCUGUCCUCUUAAGUGGAACAAUAAGAAAAAAUCUUGAUCCUCUGGAGAAGCACGGAGAUGACGAACUAUGGAACGCCCUUGAAGUAGUAACAAUAAAAAAUUUGGUUAAAAACCUGGAAGGGGAACUUGACUACGAGCUUUUAGAGAGAGGCGAGAACCUUAGUGUAGGUGAACGCCAGUUAAUCUGCUUAGCUCGCGCGCUACUGCAGCAGAGUAAAAUCGUCAUCUUAGAUGAGCCAACGGCGUCUGUCGAUCCUAAGACAGAGCAAACAAUCUGGACCACCGUGCACGAGAAACUGAAGAAUUCCACUGUGAUCACUAUAGCUCACCGACUGAACACUGUCCAAGAUUGUGACAUAAUUCUAGUAUUAAAAGAAGGCGAGAUCGCUGAGAUGGACACAAGUGAUACCCUGCUUGGACAAGAAGAUGGGAUUUUUUACAGAAUGGCCGCUUCCCAAAACUUAUUACAUGAAUAG
Porites lobata is the source of this 37211-nucleotide messenger RNA. The record is from the annotation of a GenBank genome assembly. Lineage: Eukaryota; Metazoa; Cnidaria; Anthozoa; Scleractinia; Poritidae.